AUGGAAGGCUUAGGCAACUUAAAAUACUUUCUUGGUCUCAAAAUCGCUAGGAAUGCUUCUGGUUUCUACAUCUCGCAAAGAAAAUACGCCUUUGACAUAAUAACAGAAGCAGGUCUGCUUGGCACCAAGCCAUCCCCCGUUCCAGCCGAACUUAAUCAUAAGCUCACUAAAGCUACAGGCCCUCUUUCCAGCACACAUCAGUACAGACGCCUUGUUGGUCGUCUGAUAUAUUUAAGUAACACAAGACCGGACCUCGGAUACGCUGUUCAUGUACUUGCUCAAUUUAUGCAGAAACCUUUAUUGCCUCGCCGGGUUGCUGCCAUACGUGUUGUUAAAUAUCUCAAAGGGUGUCCGGGUCAAGGAAUCUUCUUAAAAGCAAAUGAUUAUCUUCAGAUAAGUGUUUAUUGUGUUUCGGACUGGAGCUCAUGUCCUACAUCACGCCGAUCCUUAAGUGACUACAUUAUCUUUGUUUUCACCGGUUGUGUGGAGAACAAAAAAGCAAGAUGUAGUGUCCCUAUCCUCGGCUAA
Molecule: messenger RNA, 528 nt
Organism: Raphanus sativus (radish)
Lineage: Eukaryota; Viridiplantae; Streptophyta; Magnoliopsida; Brassicales; Brassicaceae
Exons: 1
Coding region: 1-528 (175 amino acids)
Source: RefSeq, a predicted model, not a curated record